GGCGCCUCCCGCAGCCCGCCGGCGGCUGCUGCCUAUUUUAGUCACAGCGGCGGCGGGGGGCCGCGGCGGGACGCGGGGCCGGGCGGGGGCUGCCGGCACCGGGAGUCGCGAGGAGCGGGGAUCCGUGCCGUCCAUUCGUCCGGGAAACUUUGCCGAGGGCGCCCAGCAGGGGGCACGGGGACAGGAUUCUUCAAGAUGGACACUACAGCAAUCAGCCCACUCACUCCACUAGGCAUUAUUCCAGACUUAAAAAAUGCCACUUCUGUGCCUUUCAAUGAGACUGCCUGUGAAAACUGGAAGGAGAUCCAUCAUCUUGUUUUCCACGUGGCAAAUAUUUGUUUUGCAGCUGGCCUGGUUAUUCCGACGACUCUGAACCUUCAUAUGAUUUUUCUGCGAGGUUUGCUCUCCAUAGGAUGUGCAUUGUUCAUCAUUUGGGCUACACUCUACCGUUGUGCCUUGGACAUAAUGAUCUGGAAUUCUGUGUUUUUGGUGGUCAAUCUUUUACACUUCAUAUACCUAGUGUAUAAAAGAAGACCGAUCAAGAUAGAGAAGGAGCUCAGCAGCCUGUACAAGAGAAUGUUUGAACCACUCCAUGUGCCUCCAGAACUAUUCCAGAGAUUAACCGGGCAAUUCUGCAACAUUCAGACUUUGAAGGCAGGUCAAGCUUAUGCUGCAGAGGAUAAAACAUCAGUUGAUGACAGGCUAAGCAUCCUGCUGAAGGGGAAAAUGAAGGUUUCUUAUCGAGGGCAUUUUCUGCAUAAUAUUUACCCCUGUGCCUUUAUAGAUUCACCUGAAUUUCGAUCAACUCAGAUGAACCGGGGUGAAAAAUUCCAGGUCACCAUUAUUGCAGAUGAUAAUUGUAAGUUCCUUUGCUGGUCCAGGGAAAGACUGACAUACUUUCUGGAAACUGAGCCAUUUCUUUAUGAGAUCUUUAAGUAUCUUAUUGGCAAAGAUAUUACAAAUAAACUCUAUUCAUUGAAUGACCCAACCUUAAAUGACAAGGCCUCAAAAAAGAUUGAUCGGCAACCAAGUCUUUGCUCGCAGCUCUCUGUGAUGCAGAUGAGGAACAGUAUGGCCAGUACCAGUGACAGUGAGGAUGGCUUGCAGAUGUUUCUUCGUGGGACUUCCUCUUCAUCUUCUCUUCGAAAUAACCAGCACGAGUUCUGUAAUGCUUACGGAGUGAGUCGUUUGCAGCAUGAUGCUUUCUGUUGAUAACAUCACAUUAAUUCAGCAAGCGUCCUCCAAAAGGCCCAGGCCGGACAUCACCCUACCUGAGAACUUCAGCAAAGAUGAAGCCAAUAGAAGAAAGUGUUGAAGAUGAUGUCUUUGAAGCACCGUCAGCUGAAAAGCUGGAGCUGCAGCGGCUGCCUUGAACGAAUCUGUCAUCUCGUGUGUAAGAGCUUGUACAAAGCUUCAGGGCAAGAGGAAGGAAUCUGGAAGCUAAGAACAUCUUUCUGUCUUGAAUUUACCACACCAUAUGUCAGUGGCUCCUAGACAGAAAUGUCAUGCUUUUACUUCUAAAUAAAGAAAUAAACAUACCUGUGUGGGU
Phasianus colchicus (ring-necked pheasant) is the source of this 1549-nucleotide messenger RNA. The record is from RefSeq and is a predicted model, not a curated record. Lineage: Eukaryota; Metazoa; Chordata; Aves; Galliformes; Phasianidae.